AAAAUUAUUAUUCAGUUUUUCAGUUAUUCCUUCUAUAAACUAAUAACUACAGCUUCAGAUUUAAUUGAUGUAUUACUCAACAAUAUUUUGAGAAACAGCCGUCAUCUAUGUCCCAAUGACUGUGGUCGUCAUUAUAAAAGGAUAGGUCACAUGAAUUAUCAUUUAAAAUAUGAAUGUGGUGUUUCACCUCAAUUUAAAUGUCCUUAUUGCAGUAAAUUAUUUAGUCAGAAAUCUACUAUGAAAAAACAUUAAAAUCAAGAUAUGUUCAUUUGCCCAAAUAAUAUGUGUCGUCGUACUUAUAAAUUUAAAAGAAAUUUAAGCAGUCAUUUAAAACUUGAGUGUGGAGGGCAAAAAAGAUUCAAUUGUAGUAUAUGUCCGAAAGCAUUUUCACAAAAAGUUACAUUAAAAAAUCAUUUAGCCUUAAAACAUAAUUAUAUUGAACACAAUCAAUAUUAAUUGAGUAUUU
This is a messenger RNA of Sipha flava (yellow sugarcane aphid), 466 nucleotides long. Its product is annotated as longitudinals lacking protein, isoforms A/B/D/L-like. The record is from RefSeq and is a predicted model, not a curated record. The annotation marks the transcript as partial. The transcript is spliced from 3 exons. Lineage: Eukaryota; Metazoa; Arthropoda; Insecta; Hemiptera; Aphididae.